AUGUCUCAAGGGGUAGGCAAUGUGAGUUGCAUUCUUCCUCUGCUGAUUUCCCACGCUCCAAUGCUGACCACACUGCGAGAUCUGCCCUGUCUGUGCAGACCACACUCGCCUUCACAAGAGCUUGGCACCACGUUUCUGCGCGGGAUCGGGUCCUAGGCAAAUUAGCGGCGUCCAUUGCAAACGUCUUGGUCGGCAAGCACAAGCCGAGAGGUGUCUACGACCAGUCUUUGGAUAGCGGCGAUUAUGUCGUCGUCACGAAUGCUAGGCAUGUGUUGGUGACGGGAAAGAAGGAUCAGCAGAUGGUCUAUAGGCAUCAUACCAUGUAUCCUGGCGGAUUAAAGGAAAUUUCGUAUGCUACCAUGAUGCAAAAGAAGCCCGAUGAAGUGAGUCGUGCUUCAAACGUAGCAGAAACGGGGCGGCGCAUGCCACUGAGGAGAAGCUGCGAGGGAAUCCGCGCACAGAGGCUUUGAAAUCAGAGCUGGACGGGGAUCGUAUGUUGGCGCUCUGCGUACGCAUCACGCAGCAUGUUGCAGAACUCAGCCGAGAGGUGGAGACCAAGACCAUCGCCUCUCGCGCUUCACCAUAACUCGACUCACCCUGCUGACGCUCAUCCUGCCUCCCUUCGUCCGCCUUCUCCAAACACCAGAUCAUCCGUAAAGCCGUGUCCGGCAUGUUGCCAAAGAACAGAUUGAGGGAUAGGCGAUUGGAAAGGCUAAAGAUCUUUCCCGAUGAGGAACAUCCUUACGAAGCAAAGUGAGUCUUUUGCCGCGCCAUUAGCCUACCACGAAGCCAAAGCUGGAGAGGGACUUGCAUUGCUCCCAGGCAUUUCCUCUCGCGAUGGGCCGUGGCCAAAUGGCUCACAACGACCCACCACUGACGCCUCAUGGACUUUUUCGCGCAUUCAGCAUCAUCAAGCGCUACGAUCUGGGUGACAUCUUUGCAGCCGAGGGGCAACCUACCGCUUCGACACGAAGCAAGGUAUCUGAAAGCGGCAGUACGCACACGUCAUGA
Molecule: messenger RNA, 1011 nt
Organism: Ceraceosorus bombacis
Lineage: Eukaryota; Fungi; Basidiomycota; Exobasidiomycetes; Ceraceosorales; Ceraceosoraceae
Source: the annotation of a GenBank genome assembly